AUGGCGGCUUUGCUGCUUGCGGUCUCUGCGUACUGCAUGGCUCUGUGGUACGUGGAGGACCGCCACUGGCAGGAGCUGCGCGAGCCGCAGCGUGGUGGGCUGGAGGCGCUGCUGCGCGAUGACGAGGAGAGCGCCGAAGAGACGCAGAAGCCCUACAACGUGACGUUAUCGUCGUAUGCCUCAGGCACCACCCGCACGUCGUCGUACCAACCACCUGCACCGCCGUUGCAACCCAUGGCUGGUGACACCUGCUCAGACUCGCUGAGCCUGCUGGACCGUGCAUCCAGUGCGAGCCGUAUGAUUGAUUACGCUGCCAUGUGA
Molecule: messenger RNA, 321 nt
Organism: Trypanosoma cruzi
Lineage: Eukaryota; Euglenozoa; Kinetoplastea; Trypanosomatida; Trypanosomatidae
Product: dispersed gene family protein 1 (DGF-1), putative
Exons: 1
Coding region: 1-321 (106 amino acids)
Source: RefSeq, a predicted model, not a curated record